GAACUGCCAUUCCGUUCAUCAUUUGUAGCCGUUGUCGUUGUUCGUAAUAUGGUAUAUGGUAUUCGGUAUUCGGUAUUCCAUAUUCCAUUCCGUGUUAUCUCAAAAGCGCGCUCUGUGCCAACUCUAGCACAUCGGUACUAACAUAUAUAGUCGACGGAUCCCUCGAACCCCCCAUUCCAUUUCCCAUUCGAUAUUCUUUCGGGCUUAUCAGAAUUCUAAGAACUCUAUAAAAGAGAGUUACUGUCUUGCAUUUGACACACCUUUUGAUGAACUUUAGUAUCUUUCACAAAGACGUCAUACGAUAUGUCCAUGAUGAUCUUUCAACCUUUUGAAGACGUCACACUUGAGACUUUCGCAUAUCCAAAAUUAAGCAUAUAUAGCACCCCCUUGUAGCUUGCAGCUAGUAGAAAGUGUGUCUUGCGCUUCGUAUUUCUCGGAAUCCACUUAAGUAAAUUUACUACGUCAAUGAUUAUAGCUAAUUUGCAUAAGCCUUGCAUUCGUGAGAGCGUUUUGACCAACUUUAUGAAUCGUAUUGAGGGGUGCACAAUAUAAACUGAAUACAUCCGAGCACUAUUCGAAACCCAUGCUCAUUAUGUGAUGUUUCCGUAGAGCUGCGCCCAGUCAGCCGAUCUGCCAUAAAAAAACUAAUCCCUCAGCGAAAAUGUUCUACCCAAUCUGCUAAAUAGGAAGGCCAACACAUAAAGUUCCGAGAUCCAGAAGAAAUAAAUAUCUGGUUACGUGACUGUUCUGAAUGCCCGACAUGCAUUUUAGCAAUGAAAAGGAAAUGAUCCAAUGUCCCAAUACGAAACGUAGAGUUACCGAUCCGUCGGCUCCAAAAAACUGCAGUACUUCGUCCACGGAUUCGGGUGUUAUACUGAAUGAUAAUGCGGCAUCUUUCCGUCCGAAGAAGGAGAACAAAGAUCGGGGGACUGAUGAAGGGCAGUCCCAAUCAAAAUCGGAAGCGAAAGCGGAAACCAAGCGUAUCAGCAUCGAGCACACCGUGAAUAUAACAAAGGAAAAAGCUGGAAAGACUUCAUCAUCGCCGACGGUUUCUAUACGAAGUACCACCAUUUCCAUUGUCUCCAUCGAUGAGAAUGCCAUCGACUCCAGUUGUAUUGAUAGUGACUCGGAGGGCGAUGCCGAGGAUUAUACGGUGCAGAAGCUGGGUCACCAGGUCACCUACCCGCCCAACAGUUCCCACCUGCGCGACCUUAACCAGGGUCUAACGGUGAUCAGUCGUCAGGUGGCGCCGGGUCAGGCGGAAGUCCCACCUCCAAAUCCCCUGGAAGCUGGGGUCGUUGCCAAGCAGAUAUUGAAUGGCAAUCUGGCCCUGGCCACGCCCACUUCCCCGGCGGGCGGAGCAACCCAGGGAAUCGGUAGCAUCGCCCUGACCAACUCCACGGAUGUGACCUUCGGUGAUAAGCACUUCUACGAGGGACCCGUGACGAUACAACAGUUUCUCAUCGACAAUCGGGACAAGUGGAAAGCGGGCGAAGGACCGGGCGAUGGACAGGAUAAUCCCGCCUUCAAUGGGGGUGUAACCACAAAUGGGAAUGAGCCGGGUUCCAAGCUGGAUGAUCCGGCGCAGCCACCACCCCUCUGCCCCUUUCUGCCCAACACUAUAGGUCGCAAGGCUGUCACAAUAACGGUGGUUUUUGUCCUUUUAACCAUCUUGCUAGGCAUCGUACUGGCCACCACCACAAACCUCUUCGGCAAGUCGUUGAACCAAAUUGAUGAUUCCGAAGUCCAUGUCGACGGAAAACUAGUUGUGAUCGGUAUAAAGAGCUGGGGCGGUGUGGUGACUAGGGGAACGCUAGAGCCCCUGAAUCUUCCGGUCUCCAGGGUAAUAAUAUCCGAUACUCCAACCGAAACAUGUGACACGAGAGAAUCCUGCUCUUAUUGGGUCCGCGUGACGCAGAGCAAGCACAUGGACUCAUUUAACUGGGGUCAAAUAGGAUACAAUUUUAUGGUGGGCGGGGAUGGUCGCGUUUACGAGGGGCGGGGCUGGAACUACGUGGGUGCGCAUACGCGGGACAACAACGAUAGCAGCAUCGGUAUUAGCUUUAUUGGUAGCUUCCGACGGAACGAGCCAACGCCGAAAUCAUUGGAGGCCUGUCAGUUGCUUUUGGAACAAGGUGUUCGCCUGAAGAAACUAAAGCCCGAUUACCAACUCCUGGGACAUCGGCAGAUAACGGGAACCCUAAGGCCCGCUGAGGAGCUCUACAGGAUCAUCCAAACUUGGCCACACUGGUCUGGACAAUAUUGGUGGAGGAUUGAUACUUCGAUUUGUGGAGCGUCAGCAAUGGCUAGCCCAGCCGCCGCAGAAGAAGAUUCCGGAUCUGGAGCAGCCCGUGAAAUUGGUAAUAGUCCUGCCCACAAAUUCCGAUGACUGUACCACCCAGGCGCAGUGUGUGUUCCGAGUACGAUUGCGUCAGUCCUUCGAUAUAGAGUCGGUGCAGGAGGACGAUAUAGUCUUCAAUUUCCUGAUCGGCGGCGAUGGCAAUGUGUACGUGGGACGUGGAUG
Drosophila subpulchrella is the source of this 2524-nucleotide messenger RNA. It is a transcript of the gene PGRP-LC, whose product is annotated as peptidoglycan-recognition protein LC. Gene Ontology annotation, molecular function: N-acetylmuramoyl-L-alanine amidase activity; zinc ion binding. Lineage: Eukaryota; Metazoa; Arthropoda; Insecta; Diptera; Drosophilidae. The record is from RefSeq and is a predicted model, not a curated record. The transcript has 6 exons. The coding region runs from base 752 to 2389 and encodes 545 amino acids. Gene Ontology annotation, biological process: peptidoglycan catabolic process.